UCUUUUUGUUUCUCCCUCACUUUUCCUUGAAUCCACUUCCCUCGUCUCUCUCUCCGAUCUCAACCACUACUCUGCUUCCAUAUCCUAAAUUCACUACUUCACCAAAAAUUAUCUGGGUUUGUUUCUGUGAUCACAAAGCCGAAGGACAAUGGAGGACACGACGUUCACGAAGGUGUUCGUGGGAGGAUUGGCGUGGGAAACCCACAAACACUCUCUGAGGAAUUACUUCGAACAGUUUGGCGACAUUUUGGAGGCUGUUGUCAUCACCGACAAAACCACCGGCAGAUCCAAAGGAUAUGGCUUUGUGACUUUUCGUGAAGCUGAAGCUGCCCAGAAGGCGUGCGUAGAUCCAUCUCCCGUCAUUGACGGAAGAAGGGCCAAUUGCAAUCUCGCUGCUUUUGGUGUUCAGAGAUCCAAACCCUCUUCUCCGAAUCAUGUGCAAGCAGGAGGAAGAGGCAUUAAAGUUGCUAGCCCUUUCAAGACUCACUUCGGGGGAACUGCUGCUUUUCAUUCCGCUCUUCUUCCUUACUCUAAUCUUUUCGGGUAUUCGUCCUACCCGAUGGAUUACAACUACCCGACGAGCUACUACAAUGUAUAUGGAGGGGCAGCUGCUCAGCAUCCCAUGUAUGGCAAUGGAACAAUGGCUGGCAUGGCGGCAACUGCAUUCUACCCGUAUCUCCAGUUUGCGGAAGGAAAUGGACCUGCCACUGGUUAUGCCUCUGUCCACUACCCGAAUCACCUGUUUCACUACUCUGCUCUUGCUUCAUCUCCCGGGAGCAAUUACCCGCACCACAAUGGUUCACCAGUGUCUCUUGCACCUUCUCCAACCAUUCCACCAGUGUGCUUUGCAGUGCCCCAGGCUUGACCAUGAGGACUUGUGUUAAGGCCCACUCAAAUUGCUGAGGCAUGAUGCUUCAGUACCACUUUCAUCUGUAUGCCUCUGAAGUACCAGUGCACGCCUGUGGCCUAACCAUGGUUGCCCCAUUCCCCUUGUCUCUAACUCAAAAGGCAAGAGCCCAUAUUUGGAAUUUGGGCAUCUUGGCUACUUCCACUUAAGCCUCACAUAGGGGUUUAAGCUGGACCAUCAUCACACGCAUUGCUGCUUUUUUUUUUCCUUCUCAUUUUGUCAUUGCAUCAUAUGCUUCUGGAAGAAGGUUUCUUUCAAGUUUUAGCCCAUUCAAGCUGUGUAGGAGUAUCAGCUAAGUCAGAAAAAAGAUAAUUUGGUCUGUGCCCCAAAAGGGCAAGCAGUUUUGUAGAAACCUUAAAGCCUUAGGAAUGGCUGAUCAACAAGAAUAGAAAUAAGGAUCUCCUUGGGAAAGGCUCAAAGUACUGAACAGCCGCGGAGAUUAUGAGGCAGGAGGUGCAAAGGUGUAACCUUUUCUGCAUUUCAUAGCUUUGUAGCAUUUAGUCGUGGUAAUGGAAGAACUAGGAGCGUGAAAAGAUCGUAUUUUUAUAGUGUUAGCUUAGUAGAUAGAUACCCGGACAUCAAACCGGGCAUGGAGAAUGACUUCCCUUGAGGCCAGAAGGGAAGGCAAAUGUGUUUUUGCUGAACCAUGUAAAUUCUUGGUGGCUAAGCUUUGGAGUAUUAGCUACAGCUGAACUAACUUAGGAUAGACAACACACCAUAUUCAACAACUCCGCUGAUGGAAUGCGGGGUUAUUUGCAUAUGCAUCUGCAUCUUUGCCUUUAGGGAUAUAUUUUGGCUCCCUUUGGGUUAUUCUCUGACUCAGCCAACUAGUUAACCAACCAUGGUUAGGAUUCAGGUGAGGGGUACCCUUCAUCUCUCUUAUCUCUCUUCCCUCUGUGUUAUCUCUUAUCUUCUCCAAGAUGAAAACUCUGCAAGACUCUCUUAUGUAUUCCCCAGCUUAUGAGCUUUCCUUUUGAUUCUGAUUCCAUGUAGAAACAAAUGUUCAUUCUCCAUCCAUGGGGCUUGGGGAUGAACAAGCGUUUGUCAUAUAUUACUUCUGUCGUUUCUUAUUACGUUA
Tarenaya hassleriana is the source of this 1985-nucleotide messenger RNA. Its product is annotated as RNA-binding protein 38. Gene Ontology annotation, molecular function: RNA binding. Lineage: Eukaryota; Viridiplantae; Streptophyta; Magnoliopsida; Brassicales; Cleomaceae. The coding region runs from base 149 to 865 and encodes 238 amino acids. The record is from RefSeq and is a predicted model, not a curated record. The transcript has 6 exons.